UUAUGUGUUAUGAGAAGGUCAGAGAGGGCAUCGCUGCUGAAAGCCCAACCUGUUUCCUUGAAUCAAACAAUGUUUGAUUCAUAGUUCCGCAUGAAAACUGAAAUCAGAACUUGAGAAACCUGAGGAACAGUGUUGAUGUGAUUUCCUCACUCUAUGUGGAGGGGUUUGGUAGAUAUAGUGUAGCCGACAGUCAGUACUGCUUCACGUGCUCACAUUAUCCGUGGCCAUGCUGCUCUUUCUGGUGCUGUUGAAAUUCGUCCCAGCCAACUGUCUGGACUUUGUUCAGGGGCGCAUUGUUGGCGGAUAUACCCCCUCGCCAAAUUCAAUCAAAUACAUAGUGUCGUUACAGAGCUCGAAAGGGCAGCACUUCUGUGGCGGAUCUCUGGUCCAUAAGUACUGGGUGCUUACAGCUGCCCAUUGCAAUAUUGGGAUGGAUCGGAUGAUGCUGGUGGCUGGAGACUAUACUCUGGGUGUCUAUGAGGGGACAGAGCAGUACUCCAAGCCUCUGUCGCUCAUCCCGCACCCUCUGUACAACAGGAGCACCAAUAAUGCAGAUAUUAUGCUCAUAAAGCUCAGCGCACCUAUAGAGCUGAACAGGUUUGUGUCGCUCGCCCCACUCCCCAAACAGAACACGGGGCUGCUGGCGGGCCGGAUGUGCCGGGUCUCCGGAUGGGGCUCCACGAGUCACAGCGGAGGACUAAACCCCGUCACCCUGCGUACGGUCAAGCUCCCCAUCGUCUCCACCUUCAAGUGCAACAGCAGCGACUCCUUCAGCGGAAACAUCACGGCGAGCAUGAUCUGCGCGGGCUCCAGAGCCGGAGGAAAAGAUGCGUGUAAGGGGGACUCCGGAGGGCCGCUGGUGUGUGAUGGACGGGUCUACGGCCUGGUCUCUUGGGGAAAUGGCUGUGGAGAUCCAAGGUUUCCAGGGGUGUAUACGGCAGUGUCCCGCUUCCGCAGGUGGAUUGACCAGACCAUAUACAGCCCAUACUAUCGAUGCCUUAAGUCAGUUGGUCUUUUCAGCAGGGAAGACUAACCUUCUGUGUGUUUCCAAUCAUGCAACGUGCAAAACAAUAUUCUU
Messenger RNA from Rhinichthys klamathensis goyatoka, 1078 nucleotides. Its product is annotated as trypsin. Bases 227 to 1033 code for a protein of 268 amino acids. The record is from RefSeq and is a predicted model, not a curated record. Lineage: Eukaryota; Metazoa; Chordata; Actinopteri; Cypriniformes; Leuciscidae. Gene Ontology annotation, biological process: proteolysis. The transcript is spliced from 5 exons. Gene Ontology annotation, molecular function: serine-type endopeptidase activity.